Messenger RNA from Balearica regulorum gibbericeps (East African grey crowned-crane), 1475 nucleotides. Lineage: Eukaryota; Metazoa; Chordata; Aves; Gruiformes; Gruidae. The record is from RefSeq and is a predicted model, not a curated record.
AAUUGCUGCCACCAACCUCAUUAAAGGUGGAAAGGGUGGAGGACACUGGUGUGUUGAUUUCUUGGCACCCACCUGAGGACGCAGCCGCCAGGCAACUCAUUGACGGCUACGCCGUGACGUACGUAUCCCUCGACGGCUCUUACCGCAGGACAGAUUUUGUGGACCGAAGUCGUUCUGCCCACCAAUUGCGGGCAUUAGCCUCCGGCAGAGCCUACAAUAUUUCUGUCUUUUCAGUCAAACGCAACGUGAACAACAAGAAUGAUAUCAGCAGGCCCGUUAUGCUCACCACCCGCACUAGACCGCGUCCGGUGGAAGGCUUUGAGAUCACGAACGUGACGGCCAGCACCAUCAUGGUGCAAUGGGCUCUCCACCGGCUCAAGCACUCCACUGUCAGUAGGGUGCGUGUCUCCAUCCGCCAGCUGGGGGACCUGGCAGACCGCACCGUGGAGCUGAACAGCAGCGUGGCCAAGUACACUUUUUUUUCCUUCCUGUGAGUGGGGGACCUGCAGCCAGGAGAGAGGUACAUCGUCCACGUCACAACGCUGAGUGGCCUGGGGACAGAAGAUCACCCCUCAGAGAGUCUGGCCACGGCCCCCUUUCACGUGUGGACGAGGCCUCUCCCCCCGCGAAACCUCACUGCCUCCCGCGUCACUGCCACCUCCGUGUCCAUGGCGUGGGAGCAGCCGCCCGCUGGCACCGUGGAGGGGUACAUCAUCAAUGUCACCACAGCUCAGAGUGUGAAGAGCCGCUACGUGCCCAACGGGAAGCUCGUGUCCUACACGGUGCGGGACUUGCUCCCCGGGCAACGGUACCGCCUGUCUGUGACAGCUGUGCAGAACACAGAGCAAGGCCAAGUGCACAGCGAGCCCAUCCACCUCUAUGUCACCACCUUGCAGAGGGAUGGGGCUCCAGAGAGACGGUGGAGCCAAGCUGGACACCCCCGGGUCCUGCGCAACAGGCUGCCCCCCGCUUUCCUGCCUGAACUCCGCUUGCUAGCGGAUCACGACACAGCUGAGGAGCCCUCGCCAGCCCCCAGGUUCACUGAGCUGGUAGAUGGCAGAGGGAGGAUCAGCGCCAGGUUCGGCACUGCGCUGGGCAAAUCCAUCACUGUGAAGACACAGCCGGAGGCUCCAGUGAAGCUGGAGAACGUGGAGGUGUCCAGCCAGGGCAGUCUGGCACUGCAGCUGCGCGAGGCAAAGAGCAAGAGUGAGGGGCAGAACUGCUCCACGAACCCCUGCAGGAACGGAGGCACCUGUGCCAGGGAUGCCAAUUCCUACCACUGCGACUGCCGCCCGGGAUUCAAGGGCCGGCUCUGCCGGCUGGCCUGCAAGAAGGUGCCGCCCCCCCUGCCACUACCUGUACAGGAGAGUCUACAAGGUACACCAGGCCAUCUGCUACAGGGAGAGCUGCGAGAGCACCGGUUCCGAGAAGACAACCAGCAGAAAACCAAGCAACAGUCACACACUGAAGAAGCC